Messenger RNA from Anguilla rostrata (American eel), 2640 nucleotides. Its product is annotated as soluble guanylate cyclase 88E-like. NCBI's taxonomy places the organism in Eukaryota, Metazoa, Chordata, Actinopteri, Anguilliformes, Anguillidae. Gene Ontology annotation, molecular function: guanylate cyclase activity; heme binding. Gene Ontology annotation, cellular component: guanylate cyclase complex, soluble. Gene Ontology annotation, biological process: response to oxygen levels; cGMP biosynthetic process; nitric oxide-cGMP-mediated signaling. The coding region runs from base 44 to 2338 and encodes 764 amino acids. The record is from RefSeq and is a predicted model, not a curated record. The transcript is spliced from 18 exons.
CCCCCACCCACCACCCCGGUGACACGGUCGCCGCGGCAGCGACAUGUACGGCCUCCUGUGCGAGAGCCUGCACGACUUCAUCAAGGAGUCGUACGGGGACGACGUGUGGAAGCUGGUGAGGGAGCGAGCGGAUGUGAGGCUCCACUCCUUCGUCACUCACCAGGUGUACAGUGAAAGUGUGAUUCCUCGCAUUGCCAAGGCAGCCAGUGGGGUAACAGGUACGCCCUACAAUGAACUGAUGAACUCCUGGGGUGUCUACUUCCUGGGAUUUGUGGGAAAGUACGGAUACGACAGGAUCCUGAAGGUACUGGGCCGGCAUGUGCGUGACUUUGUGAACGGGCUGGAUAACCUCCACGAGUACCUGCGGUUCAGCUACCCCAAAGUGCAGCCCCCCACCUUCUUCUGCCAGGAGGAGUCUGCCACCGGGGUCACCCUGCAUUACAGGAGCAAACGGAAGGGCUACCUGCACUACGCCAUGGGCCAGCUGCGCCAGAUGGGGAAGCAGUUCUACGACACGGACAUACACGUGGAGGUGCUGUCCGAGCAGCUGGUGGGGGACUACUCCCACGUGACCAUGAGGCUCAACUUUGACAACUCUGCCUACCGCUACAUUCAGAAGGAGGACGAGGAGGAGCAGGAGAUCCUGCCCAUCACCAGUGACUUCUUCUUCGAAGUCUUCCCCUUCAACAUCGUCUUCAGACAGGACAUGGUGGUGCACAACGUGGGCUCUGGCCUGGCCACCGUCUUCCCCGACCUGGACGGAAAGAAGAUCAACGACGCCUUCCUGUUGGCACGCCCCCUGGUGGAGUUCACCUGGAACAUGAUCAUCUCGCACCCCAACAACCUGUUUGAGAUCAUGUCCAAGGAGCCGGUGAAGAGGGAGAGGAACCUGCACAACCGCGUCCAGAAUUCCGACUACGAGAACACCAACCGCUCUGCGGACGUGGACGUGGAGCUCAUGGCCUUCCAGUCCAUCAUCGGAGACGACUACAAAGACGGAAACAGCGCCAAUGCCAUGGAGAGCUGGGGAGACGGCAGCCGCUGUCUGAAGCUGAAGGGACAGAUGAGAUACAUGCCCGAGUGGGAGUCCAUCAUCUUCCUGGGGACACCUGUAAUGGAGAGUCUGAGUGCCAUGUUUAAGACUGGCCUGUACAUCAACGACCUGAGCAUGCACGACUCCAGCCGGGACCUGGUGCUGGCCGGCACACAGCAGUCAGAGGAGCUGAAACGGGCCCUGAUUCAGGAACAAAAGAAGUCCAGCAAGCUGGAGGAGAGCAUGAAGAUGCUGGACUAUGAGAUGAAGAAGACGGACGACCUGCUGUACAGGAUGAUCCCCAAACCUGUGGCCAAAAGGCUCCGUAAGGGAGAACCGGCCGUCAACACCUGCGAGGUAUUCCCGGAUGUGACCAUCCUCUUCAGCGACGUGGUCGGCUUCACGCGCAUAUGCAGCCACAUCACGCCCAUGCAGGUGGUGUCCAUGCUGAACACCAUGUACACGCUCUUCGACACGCUCAGCGAGAAACACCGCGUCUUCAAGGUGGAAACUAUUGGCGAUGCCUACAUGGUGGUUGCCGGGGCACCGGAGAAGACCAAAUACCACGCCCACAACAUCUGCGACAUGGCGCUGGACAUGGUCCGGUCCAUCGACCACCUGAAGGACCCGUCCAACGGGAACAACAUCCAGAUCCGAGUUGGAAUUCACUCCGGAAUGGUGGUAGCGGGAGUGGUGGGGCACAAGAUGCCGCGGUAUGGUCUCCAUGGCGACACGGUGCACACGGCUUCUGCCAUGGAGAGCAAUGGAAAGGAGAUGCAUAUUCAGCUGAGCAGCGCUACAUAUGAGCACCUGAAGGGCAGCCAUUUUAUCUUCGAGCGAAGGGGAACUAUCACCAUCAAGGGUAACGUGGAAAUUGAGACGUACUGGCUGAAGGGAAAGAGAGACAAAGACGGAAAUGCCCAGGCGGCCUGUCCUCAGCUCGAGACCCAAACCAUCAGCAAAGCCACCAUCUCCCCACCGGACCCCCCUAUCAACGAGGACGUGUUGGUCUUUCCCUCUGUGGCGGGUGAGGAUGAGGACGACGUGAAGUCUGUUCCCUCCCAUCGAAUCAAGAUGGAGGCCUCUGGUAACUCCCUGGAAGAGUCCACGGAGGAAUGCAGGGUGGAGGACUCCUCUGUGAGCAAGUCGCACUACAAGGACACGCUCCAGGACAGCGGCCUGCAGGACGGGCACAUCGAGCUGAACUCGGCCGAGUUCAACGGGCGCGACUCCAUCAUGGCGUCCCCCUCGGGCUCCUGCGACUCCCGCGGCUUCGAAAAGAGCGCCAUGUGCCGUCUGUCCUGAAGCGGGACGCCGUGAGGUCACACCCCCCCCCCCCUUACCCCCCUGCCCCUCUCCUUCCACCCUGCAGGACACUCAGAGCUCUUAUAAUGACACCUUUGCUACAUUCACAUGGAUCAGGCUAGAUGGUGGACGGCAGAACGACACUUUUGGGAUGAUAAAGGAAAAAAAGCAAGAUGGCACGAGGGCGCAUGUGUACGUUGCUCUGGUGAUGUUGCUAGGCGAUAGAACUGUACAAACGGCUAUUUCCAGCAUAGGCAGGAGUAUUGUGCUUGGUUAUAGCUCUUUGUCUAUGUUUGUUGGGG